AUGCCUUUACCUUCGAGGGAGGUCUUGACCCUCCGUUUGAUUUUCGACUGUGAUGGAGACGAAGAGGAAGAACCACAACCUGCUAUAUCCCAAGAUCUGUCGAAUGCCUCGUCGCUGCUGCGGCUGCCCGUUGAGCUUCGCCUCAAGAUCCUCCGCUACCUCCUGCGCAUAGAUCGCAACCGCAAGGCCCACACGCGCCGACCCCCGCAGAAUAGCAUCUCCGAGUUGCUCUACCUGAAUCCGAGGCGCAUUCUCGAGGCCGCGCCGUUCAAGCACAAAGGCAAUCAAGAGAUCAACGGAAGCCCUCCGGUCAUAAAUAGCUGCCAGCUACACCCCGCCAUCCUGAAAACAUGUAAACAGCUCUACCUGGAAGGCAAGACGGUCCUGUACACCGAGAACAAGGUGGUUGGGGUGCAGUCGGGCAUCAGAGGGCUGGGCGCGAAGCUGAAAAACUACGGCAUCCCUGUCUUUGGGCCUUUUCCAUCGUCACGGCUGAUCAACGCCCCGUACGAUAAAUCGAAGCCGUGGGAGUCCAGGUUUGACCCUGUCAUGCUUUUCAGUGGUGGAAAUACCAAGGCCGACGCUCCCUUCUAUGUCUGCGGCUACAAGGACUCGGCGGACUUUAUGCACGCUCUUUGGAUCAUGGUCAAGUGUCCUUUUGCGAGAGGCAUGGGAUACAAUCUGUCGUUGCCCGCGGAGCCGCAGUAUCGGUACGUCAGCCGAACUGACAGCUUUGUGAAGUUUGCUGUGUUGCCAUGGCUACACAACCACAUCAACUCGAUCAACUUGCAUAGCCCGAUUCCAGAGGCCACAUCAGAAGAUAAGCCACAGGUAACAUCUGACACGUGCAACAGUCGGGUCACGCCCCUUCGUGAUGAGCUUGCCAAACAUGUCCUUGCCAGCAAAACGGAGCCUAACCUGCACACAUACAAAGCAAUCUGUGCUUACCUCGAGCAGGUCCUGCUUCAGGGCGAGAUCUGCGUCGAUCAAGGGAACUUCGUUAGUGGCGAGUUGAUUUUCGAGCGCGUGUGCUACGAGGCUUCUAGCAUCGUACGCACCAGAACAAGCAAACUGGUGGAUGUGUCCUCCAAGAGCAAGGAUGGCAUCAAUCGGGUGUGCAAGCUAAUUGCCGUUAGUGCAUACAGACUGUGCGAGCUUCGCAGCGGUUCUUUAGCCCGGCUCAUUGCAAAAAGAAUGCAGAACUUGUCAGCAAAAGGAACGGCGGUUGCCGAGUCAAAGCAGCGUGAAAAUUGCCAGGUUACGGAAAUUCCGAAGGAAGAAGAUGGUCAAUCCACGGACGACUCGGCGUCAGCUACUCACGAAGACAGCUCAUCCGUCACAUCAACAUCCGAGACGCGGACCAGCAUCAGCGAGGAAACGGGCGAAAAGCCUGACGACGUCUCCACAGUCCAUCCACCGGAUAAAACACAGACGAAAACCACACUCUCGACCACGUCACUCACGCAUUCGAUUCCAAGAACGACACGUCUGGAGCCGCAACUGGCCGCCGACCUCGCCCUGACAAGCGGUCUUCUUGCGUUACGCCUGCCCUGUGCCUCGCCUGUGCCGGAAUGGAAUAUUCGUCUCGACAUUAUGCUUUUGAGGCUUUUCGCUGAGAGAGAUGACUUUGCCAAUGCAGUUUGGAGCAUUCGUCGCAUACAUAAUAACGGUACCGUCGAACUGCAGAGUAUGAAGCAGAAAAACAAGACGGGUGACAAGAAAUGGCAGGCGUUGAGCGACUUGGUGCAAGAUUUGGCGCAGCAGCUAAGGCCGGGUGCAGGUAGAGGUUCCUUCGCCGACGUAGCAGAUCAAUGCCAGCAGGUCGUUACAGUCUUGUGGGGAGACAGAUUGAUUCCGAAGAAGGGGUUUAAUGGAUUAAUCUGGACAUUCCGGUGGGCUGGAUAA
Molecule: messenger RNA, 1905 nt
Organism: Fonsecaea nubica
Lineage: Eukaryota; Fungi; Ascomycota; Eurotiomycetes; Chaetothyriales; Herpotrichiellaceae
Exons: 1
Coding region: 1-1905 (634 amino acids)
Source: RefSeq, a predicted model, not a curated record